UUCGAAUCGACGGUUUACGGUGAAGAUCAAUCUCCAAAUCCUUUUACAUUCCCGCGAACGUUCACGACCCAUUACGGCUCGGCCUCACACGACUCACACUACCCUUGCACCUGCAGAUCCCCAAACCACGAAUCUCCUCACGUUGCGAGUCGACUAAGACGAACCUUCCGCUGCAAACCAGUACGACGUAUCCAGCACGACAAAGGCGAGAGUUUCGAAUUGUCUCACAGGAAGAGCAGCGGUGCUGCCGCCGUAUUCUACCUCGACGGCAGCUUCGUAAAGCUUUAAUUAAGCGGCAAUCAUGAAAGCCUCACCCAUAAUCGUUAACUGGCAUGCCGAGAAUGCUCCUAUAUACUCCGCAGAUUUCCAGCCCCAUGGGAAAGGUCGAUUGGCUACGGGAGGAGGAGAUAACAAUGUCAGGUUAUGGAGAUUAGAUUCGGAUGGUGAGGAUAGGAAGGUCGAGUACCUCUGUACAAUGAUCAGGCAUACGCAAGCAGUGAAUGUCGUGAGAUGGGCUCCUAGAGGAGAUGUAUUGGCAUCCGCCGGAGAUGAUGGAAACGUGAUCACUUGGGUUCUCGACACGAAGACUGCAAAACCUACAUUUGGGGAGGAUGGAAUCGAGGACAAGGAAGCUUGGCGGACGAAGCAUAUGUGCCGGUCCUCUGGCGCUGAAAUCUAUGACCUUGCGUGGUCUCCGGAUGGUAUCUACUUCAUCACGGGCAGCAUGGACAAUGUGGCUAGAAUCUACAAUGCUCAGACUGGCCAAUUAAUACGCCAAAUCGCCGAGCAUCAGCAUUAUGUUCAAGGUGUGGCCUGGGAUCCCCUCAACGAAUACAUUGCAACUCAAUCCUCUGAUCGAUCCGUACACAUCUACACGCUGAAGACGAAGGAGGGUACAUUUACGUUAGAUAACCGGGAUGACGAUCCAAGGAAGAUUGGAACAAAUUUGAAGAUGGACUUGCCGGGUCGACGAAUCUCCUCGAACAGCCCAGCUCCUCCAGACAUGGGCCUACGAUCACAAGCUUCCAACGAAUCUACCAGCAACGCCAUCGGGUCUCCUGUGCCAUCCUGUCCGGGCACGCCGACGUCUCUUGCUCUGCCUAUGAACCCACCAAGCACCAUAAGCCACAGCAGACGAUCUUCUUUUGGUGCUGCGUCCCCAGCAAUGUCAAUGCGGAGAUCGGCUUCCCCUGCGCCAUCAUUGCCUCUCCCUGCAGUUAUGCCAAUGGAGCCAUCGCCAAAGCCGUAUACUAUUGGGCUGGGAGUCAAGAAUGCCAACAUUUACGCAAAUGAUACCCUGAAGUCCUUCUUCCGACGAUUGACCUUCACCCCUGAUGGCAGCCUCCUUUUUACACCCGCCGGACAAUACCAAACUCAAUACAAAGGGCCGGAUGAAACUGCGAAGGCAUUAUACGAAGUUAUCAAUACGGUUUACAUAUACACGAGAGGAGGAAUCAAUAAGCCGCCAAUAGCACAUCUCCCAGGACACAAGAAGCCUUCCGUGGUAGUCAAGUGCUCUCCGAUCUACUAUACGACCCGUAAGGCACCCGUAACGACGAAGAAUAUUGCAAUCGAUACGUCUUCAGCCGAGGAUACUAUGGCAGAGCUUCCUGAGCCGGUGGUACCGAAAUCUCCUGCACACUCGAUCAUGGAACCUCCGCCACUUAUGCCACAAACAACCGAUCCCUCAGGGCCAACAUCGUCUCCCAAGCCGAAAUUGUUAGAGGUGGAGACAACAAACGCCAGCUCGCAGGGCCCAACAAUGGCCUUCUCGCUACCGUAUCGAAUGAUUUAUGCUGUUGCCACGGAGGACUCUGUUCUGAUGUACGAUACACAGCAGCAGACUCCGCUAUGCGUCGUUAGCAAUCUUCAUUGUGCGACCUUCACAGAUUUGACUUGGUCCACUGAUGGCUUGACUCUUCUCAUGACAUCUUCUGAUGGGUUCUGCUCGACAUUGACCUUUUCUCCGGGUGAGCUUGGCCAAAUUUACACUGGCGAAGUGCCCACCGCGAAGCACCCGGUGAUUGGUACCAGCACGGCAGUCUCAUCAUCACAAAAUACACCAAUGGCCACGCCAACCUCCAUCGCACCCCCUUCCCCUUUCCCGGCAUCAAAUCACCAUCAUAGGUCAUCCUCGUCAUACUCCAUCGCUCCCUCUCCACCGCCGGCUCCUCUGGGGCCGACCGCCCGACCCUCCUCCCCCACACGGUCAAACUCGACCUCCUCAAUCGCCACGCAGUCCUCCUAUGCUCCAGGCGCAGCAGGGUCCGUCAUUAGCAACCCUCCCCUAGUUGCAGGCAGUCUUGGCAGCAUCGCUGCUGCCGGAGGAAAUGUCAGCUUCAUGACCGGCAUGCCGAUGACGACACCUCCUCAGACACCUCGAAGCACGACAAGUUCUGUCAGUGGGGUGAAGAGAGAUGCGAGUGAAAGUGAGUCUGGCGAGAAGGAGGAUGCCUCGCAAGGUGGAGAGAAGAAGAGAAGACGAAUUGCACCUACACUUAUUGGGGCAGAAAAUUCGGCGGCUUAGACUCGGACAAUCUUUUCAUUUGUUUUAUCUGUAUGGUUUAUUGACCGGUGUUUGGAGGGUAAAACGGCUGGGAGGGUGGAUUUGCAUUAGCGAUUUGGUGUUUGGGCACAGAAUGAACGUAGGUUUGCUGCUUUUCAGAGGAGCGAGAAUCCCGGGGCUGGGUUCUGGAUACUGAGAACGGGAGAAGGGGCGGAGAAAUAGGGGCAGUGCACGUGCCGCACUCUGUAUGUAUAUGAAGUGAUUCGUUGGUGGUCGUUUAACUGGAAUGGAAUUAUGUGGUAUCACUUCAAUUUAUUUGACUCGGCCUUGUACGCAUUGAUCUUGCGAACCGCGAG
Messenger RNA from Hyaloscypha bicolor E, 2862 nucleotides. RefSeq names its product WD40 repeat-like protein. Lineage: Eukaryota; Fungi; Ascomycota; Leotiomycetes; Helotiales; Hyaloscyphaceae. The record is from RefSeq and is a predicted model, not a curated record. Gene Ontology annotation, molecular function: protein binding. Gene Ontology annotation, biological process: DNA replication-dependent chromatin assembly; nucleosome assembly. Gene Ontology annotation, cellular component: nucleus; CAF-1 complex. The transcript is spliced from 5 exons. Bases 302 to 2527 code for a protein of 741 amino acids.